Molecule: messenger RNA, 393 nt
Organism: Striga asiatica
Lineage: Eukaryota; Viridiplantae; Streptophyta; Magnoliopsida; Lamiales; Orobanchaceae
Source: the annotation of a GenBank genome assembly
AUGGCUCCCAAGGCUGAGAAGAAGCCAUCCACGGCGGAGAAAAUGCCGCCGAAGGCGGAGAAGAAGAUCUCGAAGGAGGGCGGCGAUGGGAAGAGGAAGAAGAAGGUGAAGAAGAACAGCGAGACGUACAAGAUCUACAUAUUCAAGGUGCUGAAGCAGGUCCACCCGGACAUCGGGAUCUCGAGCAAGGCCAUGGGAAUCAUGAACAGCUUCAUCAACGACAUAUUCGAGAAGCUGGCCGUCCAGUCGUCGCGGCUGGCGCGGUACAAUAAGAAGCCGACGAUAACGUCGCGCGAGAUCCAGACCGCCGUCAGGCUCGUCCUCCCUGGCGAGCUCGCCAAGCACGCCGUUUCCGAGGGAACUAAGGCGGUUACCAAAUUCACGAGCUCUUAG